AUGCUGCUGACGAAGAGCUCAACCCUGCCAGAAAGCAAGAGCUGGAAUUUUGGCCGACUUUCAACACCUAUCUACGUCAUUUCCUCCUUGUACUCUCUUCUGGUUGUCAUAGUUGCCCUGAUCCCCCAGGUCCACCCGGUUACAACGCUGACCAUGAACUACACGAGCUUGAUAAUGGGAGUCUUUGGUACUGCCAUGACAGUGGCAUGGUUCUCCGAGGGCCGAAGGCUUUUCUCGCCACCGACGUAUCACGAGAUUGGGUUGACUGUCAUGGAUGGCUUAUCGUUCAGCGAAGGACAGGACGAGGAAACUGGAGAGAAACGUGGAGGGCAAGUAAAGGUUGGAGAUGGACAGCAAUUUGUCAGCGAGGCAAUGACGUGA
Colletotrichum chrysophilum is the source of this 381-nucleotide messenger RNA. RefSeq lists its product as uncharacterized. The coding region runs from base 1 to 381 and encodes 126 amino acids. The record is from RefSeq and is a predicted model, not a curated record. NCBI's taxonomy places the organism in Eukaryota, Fungi, Ascomycota, Sordariomycetes, Glomerellales, Glomerellaceae. The transcript has 2 exons.